UGCCUCCCUCCUUUCCUUUCUCCCUCCCUCCCUAUUGUUUUUGUUGUCGGUUUGGUUUUCGAGUUAGGGUCUCACUAUGUAACCCUGCCUGUCCUAGAACUCACUCUGUAGACCAGGCUGGCCUUGAACUCACAGAGAUCCCCCUGCCUCUACCUCUGCCUCCUGAGUGCUGGGAUUAAAGGCAUGCAUCACUAUGUUCGGCUCCGGAUUAGCUUUCUAGCCUGAGAUUGUAGCCUCCUCCAAACUUAUUUGUGUCCGUGUCAUCCAAUACAUCAGUGAUGGAACUCAAUCAUUAGCCACAUUUUGGUGGAAGGAGAGAACCGACUCCCGCAAGUCGUCCUGUGACAUCCACACACGUGCAGAGGACAGAAUGACUGAGAACAUGAAGGAGUGCUUGGCCCACACCAAGGCGGCUGUAGGGGACAUGGUGACAGUAGUGAAGACAGAGGUCUGCUCACCACUCCGGGACCAGGAGUAUGGCCAGCCCUGCUCUAGGAGACCAGAGCCCUCUUCCAUGGAAGUUGAACCCAAGAAGCUGAAGGGAAAGCGUGACUUCAUUGUGACCAAAAGCUUCCAGCAAGUGGACUUCUGGUUCUGUGAGUCCUGCCAAGAGUACUUCGUGGAUGAAUGCCCGAACCACGGUCCCCCCGUGUUUGUGUCCGACACGCCAGUGCCUGUGGGCAUCCCAGACCGGGCAGCCCUCACCAUCCCACAGGGCAUGGAGGUGGUAAAGGAAGUUGGUGGGGAGAGCGAUGUGCGAUGUGUAAAUGAGGUCGUCCCCAAGGGCCACAUCUUUGGCCCCUAUGAAGGGCAGAUCUCUACCCAGGACAAGUCAGCUGGCUUCUUCUCAUGGUUGAUUGUGGACAAGAACAACCGCUACAAGUCCAUAGAUGGGUCGGAUGAGACCAAGGCCAACUGGAUGAGGUACGUGGUCAUUUCCCGGGAGGAGAGGGAACAGAACCUCCUGGCAUUCCAGCACAGCGAACGCAUCUACUUCCGGGCAUGCCGAGACAUCCGGCCUGGAGAGUGGCUGCGGGUCUGGUACAGCGAAGACUACAUGAAGCGUCUGCAUAGCAUGUCCCAGGAAACCAUCCAGCGCAACCUGACCCGUGGAGAGAAGAGGUUGCAGAGGGAGAAGGCUGAGCAAGCCCUGGAUAAUCCAGAAGACAUAAGGUGUCCCUCUCAGUUCCCUGUGUUGAAACAGGGCAGAAGUCCCUACAAGCGCAGCUUUGAUGAGGGGGACAUACACCCUCAGGCCAAGAAGAAGAAAAUAGACCUCAUCUUCAAGGAUGUGCUAGAGGCCUCGUUGGAGUCCUCUAACGUGGAAGCCCGGCAGCUGGCACUGAGCACCUCUCUGGUCAUCCGGAAAGUCCCCAAGUACCAGGAUGAUGACUAUGGUCAGAGUGCAGCUGCCAUGACACAAGGCAUACAGAGUAUCUGCAGGACCCAGGGGGAAGGGGACUGGAAGGUGCCCCAAAGGGUGGCCAAAGAACCAUUGGAGGAUGAAGAGGAGGAGCCUGCAUCAUUCAAGGCCGACAGUCCUGCUGAGGCCUCUCUGGCAUCCGACCCCCACGAGCUACCCACCACCUCCUUUUGCCCUAAUUGCAUUCGUCUGAAGAAGAAAGUGCGCGAAUUGCAGGCAGAGCUAGAUAUGCUUAAGUCUGGAAAGCUGCCUGAGCCCCCCAUUCUGCCACCGCAGGUACUGGAGCUCCCUGAGUUCUCAGAUCCUGCAGCCUCAGAGAGCAUGGUCUCUGGCCCCGCCAUCAUGGAGGAUGAUGACCAGGAAGUGGAUUCUGCAGAUGAGUCUGUCUCCAAUGAUGUGAUGACAGCAACCGAUGAACCCACCAAGAUGUCCUCUGCCACCGGACGCCGCAUCCGGCGCUUCAAGCAGGAGUGGCUGAAGAAAUUCUGGUUCCUACGAUAUUCCCCAACCCUCAACGAGAUGUGGUGCCACGUGUGCCGCCAGUACACGGUGCAGUCCUCACGCACUUCCGCCUUCAUCAUCGGCUCCAAGCAGUUUAAGAUCCACACCAUCAAGCUGCACAGCCAGAGCAACCUGCAUAAGAAGUGUCUGCAGCUGUACAAGCUGCGCAUGCACCCAGAGAAGACAGAGGAGAUGUGCCGCAACAUGACUCUGCUCUUCAACACUGCCUACCACCUGGCACUGGAGGGCAGGCCCUACCUGGACUUCCGACCGCUGGCAGAGCUGCUGCGAAAAUGUGAGCUCAAGGUGGUAGACCAGUACAUGAAUGAGGGGGACUGCCAGAUCCUCAUUCAUCACAUCGCCCGGGCACUGAGGGAGGACCUGGUGGAGCGCAUCCGUCAGUCACCCUGCCUCAGCAUCAUCCUGGAUGGGCAGAGUGACGACCUUCUGGCUGACACAGUGGCCGUCUAUGUGCAGUACACCAGCAGCGAUGGGCCCCCAGCCACAGAAUUCCUAUCCCUGCAGGAGCUAGGCUUCUCCAGCACAGAAAGCUAUCUCCAGGCGCUUGACCGGGCCUUUGCUGGUCUGGGCAUCCGCUUACAGGACGAGAAGCCCACUGUCGGCCUGGGAGUGGAUGGGGCCAACAUCACGGCCAGCCUGCGUGCCAGCAUGUUCAUGACCAUCCGCAAGACACUGCCCUGGCUGCUGUGCUUGCCUUUCAUGGUGCACCGGCCCCACCUUGAGAUCCUGGAUGCCAUCAGUGGGAAGGAGCUGCCCUGCCUGGAGGAGCUGGAAAACAACCUGAAGCAGCUACUCAGUUUCUACCGCUACUCACCGCGUCUCAUGUGUGAGCUGCGCUCCACGGCCUCCACCCUGUGCGAGGAAACGGAAUUCCUGGGGGACAUCCGUGCCGUGAGGUGGAUCAUUGGUGAGCAGAAUGUCCUGAACGCCCUCAUCAAGGACUACCUGGAAGUGGUGGCCCACCUCAAGGAUGUCAGCAGCCAGACACAGAGGGCAGACGCUUCAGCCAUUGCCCUGGCCCUGCUGCAGUUCCUCAUGGACUAUCAGUCCAUCAAGCUUAUCUACUUCCUACUUGACGUGAUUGCCGUGCUCUCACGCCUGGCCUACGUCUUCCAGGGAGAGUACCUCCUGGUGUCGCAGGUGGACGACAAGAUCGAGGAGGCCAUCCAGGAGAUCAGCCGGCUUGCAGACUCCCCGGGGGAGUACCUGCAGGAAUUCGAGGAGAAUUUCCGAGAGAGCUUCAAUGGGAUCGCCGUGAAGAACCUCAGGGUGGCCGAGGCUAAGUUCCAGUCCAUCAGGGAGAAGAUCUGCCAGAAGACACAGGUCAUUCUGGCACAAAGGUUUGAUUCCCGAAGCCGGGUCUUCGUGAAGGCCUGCCAAGUGUUCGACCUAGCCGCAUGGCCCAGGAACAGCGAAGAGCUCCUGAGCUUUGGCAAGGAAGACAUGGUCCAGAUCUUCGACCACCUGGAAGCCAUUCCUACCUUCUCCCGGGAUGUGUGCCGUGAAGGGGUGGAUCCCCGGGGGAGCCUGCUGAUGGAGUGGAGAGACCUCAAGGCUGAUUACUACACCAAAAAUGGCUUCAAAGACCUCAUCAAUCACAUCUGCAAGUACAAGCAAAGGUUUCCGCUCUUGAACAAGAUCAUUCAGGUCCUUAAAGUCCUCCCCACCUCCACUGCCUGCUGCGAGAAAGGCCGCAGUGCCCUCCAGCGGGUCCGCAAAAACCACCGCUCCCGCCUCACCCUGGAGCAGCUCAGUGACCUGUUGACAAUUGCUGUGAAUGGACCACCCAUUGCCAACUUUGAUGCCAAGCGAGCCCUGGACAGCUGGUUUGAGGAGAAGUCUGGCAACAGCUACACACUGUCAGCCGAGGUCCUCAGUAGGAUGUCUGCCCUGGAGCAGAAGCCCAUGCUGCAGGCCGUGGACCACGGCUCUGAGUUCUACCCAGACAUGUAGGGGGCCUGCACUGCAGAGGUCACAAAGCCGGUGAAUAUUUUUUUAAUCUAUACUCAUAAGCUUUGAUAUAUUAUAUAAAUAUAUUAUAUUAUAUAUAUAUAAAACCCACACUGAAAUUUUUUUAAAAACUAAGGUGAUGUGCCACCAGAAGCUACUGACAGCUUUUUGAAAGGAGCAAUGUUGGCAACUGACUCUCGUCUCCACACUCGGCAGCUGCAACUCAUCCUCACUCAUGCGAGCGUGUUCUGGGGCCACACAUGUUCCCACCAAACAUAAAAGCAGCAUAAGCUAAAUGGUGAUUCUCCUCGUCACUUUCAGGUGGCUUGUUCUGUUUCUGUUCUCAUGUAUUAGUUGACGGGCUGGGGCUUGGGGCGACACUCUCGCCUUCUCCUUUUUGGUAUGGUUUUAUGACUGGAGGGUGGCGGUUGUGGUCUCCUGGUUGGCAUUCUGUUCCGGUCCAGUUACAUUGUGUCCGGGUUUCCAUGGGGUGAGUUGGGUUUCUGGAUUGGACUGUCUGGUCUUGCUCCCAUCACCUGACUUCAGCUUGGGAGAUCUUUCUUUGUGCAUUUUCUGAGUGAUUCCUUCACCUGUCUCACCAGCAAAUGUGUCAGUCCCCCUUAACUGUGAACCCGCCACAUCCCGCCAUGCCACCCCUCCAUCCCUAGGUUGUCCGUUCCCUUCUUCAGGCCUCUGGAGGUUAAAGAUAUUAGGUGUUACACUGAAGGCAACUUUUUUUUCACACUUGAGCUUGAAAUCUGGUGAACAGAGAGAGGGGUGAGCUUUAUGCCUCAACAGAGGAUAAAACACUAUAUUUCCAUUCACAUGGAGGCUGUUAGGGAGACAGUGAGCCAAGAAAUCUAAACCCCAACAGGACCGCAAUUUUGGCUAAAAACAAGUAAAAUGAAAAUUGUAUGUUCAACUUCCACAGAUUACCUGUAUUUCUUUUAGUUAUGAAAUGUGGUGGGGGAUUUGGGUUUCUUUUAGUAACUAAGGAGCAGCUGUUUUGUAGUUUGAGGACAGAAUCCGUCAAUGCAAGUCAUGUCCUGGGUUGUACAGAACCCAGGUGAGAGUUCUUAGAGAGGUUGCCCCUUUGCAACAGGCUGAUGAUAUGCUAUGUAGCCUGGCAGGUAUGUCAGGACACCGGGCAGUUUCUCUGCCUAUCAACUCCUCCUAUUUUAAGUAGGGUUGAGAUGUCCUAAAGAAAAGGAGAAAACAGGAAGUGAGGCAGGAUUCUCAAGGUACAAACAUGUGUGCACAACUACACACACACACACACACACACACACACACACACACACACACACCACACUGCAGCCACAGUAUAAGCUUUAGGAAUGGCCGCUUGUCUCCCUCCACCCAGGGCAGACAGUGGUUUAAGCUAGAGGAGUCUGACCAAUGUUCAUUUUUCUACCAGUAUACCUCACAAAGGGUUUUCAGAAGUGUGCGCGAGCUGUUAAUACCUCCCCUCCUGUUUCCACAUCUGGUCUGUGCAGAUCCCAGAAUGUGGAUACAGGUUGUGUAUGGGGAAGGGAGGAAGAUCCGAAGCACCUGCCCAUGGUCAGUUCUGCAGUGAGCUGUCUCUCUCCUUCGUGGGGAUAUUAGAGAUCCAACCACAGGCAAGGCCCCCAUGCCCUCAACCUGCCUAGCUGGGCCUAUAACUACAUGGUAGCUUCCUUCCUUUUGGGUUCGUCUCAUCUCUGAGGCCUCAUGGAAACGUCAUUAACACUGAACAUGUUGCUACCCUUUCCCGGUUCUGCAGUCUGUCCGUCCUCCCUCAGAUCCUCCCUUUGCCUCCAUGGUCUUGGUGCUAAGAUAACUUUAGAAUCAUUGCUGCUAGCCAAUAGCUUUUCAUGAUAUAAAUAUAUUAUAUAUUAUUUUUGAAAUGUUUUUGUUUUCAAGAGUGAUGUAGCAUGUUAAAACAAGAAACAAAACUAAGCAAACAAAAAGCUGGGUCCUUUCCAACUGUCCCACUGCCAGGCUCCUUAUGCUGCCUUCUCCAACAAGGAUAUACCCUGCCUGGUGACCUUUCAUCCCUCGCCUCACUCUGGUCCCCAUCUUUACUCCCUGCACUCUGAGCAGCGAGGGUUAGCAGGAACUAGGGAAGGAGUACCCAGAGCCCUUUCAGAGCCUUGGGAGUCUCCAGCCUCAUCCCACUCACCAGCUCUAGCUGGUGUCUCCCUCCAGCUGCCCCUCCCACUGCUGGCCAAAGCUUGGCCGGAGCCACAUGGGCUGCUGUUGUGAAGCACAAGGUCUCCCAUUUGCCCUACUCCUGCCCUGGGACCUCGUCUCCUCACAGACAGGCUGGUCUGGGGAGUUUUCAUUGAAAAUUGAAUGAACCAAGGGGGGUUCAGAGUAGGGAUGGCUGGCAAGGCAGGUCUCUCAUGGACAGCCUGCAGGCAUAAGAUGGUGGCCUGGCCUUUCCCUCUUGCCAACAGUUGCCUUACGCCUCUCCUCCCCAGUGAAGGGGGCUUCCUCACCUGGGAAAGGCCCUGUCUGGGAUGGCUAUAGGCCAGACAUGAAACCAGGAUUGACUGUUGCCUCCCAAGAGGUUAUGGCUGAGCAAACUCAAGUCGUCAGCCACAGAGACAGGUUCUGCCAUCCCAAGCCAAUGUUAACCUGAACCCCCUUAAGACACCCAGGAGCAGUAGACCUGCCUUGAGGCCUAGAAGAAUGAACUGUUCUGGCAGAAUGCGACUGCAAACAGUCAUCCAUUUCCUGGUCCUCUGUCUCCCUGACAACCACACACCUGUUCUCUGCCGCAAUGGCCUCUGCCUCAGAGCCUCUGAGAAGCUGAGCUCUCAUGCUGUCUUACAUUCGGCUAGGUGCCUCUGAAACUCUGGAUGCUGGUGACUCUGGUUCAGCCAAGCAGGGCUGUGACAGAUGCCCUACAGGCCACCUUGCCUCAGGAUGGUGAGUGACUAAGGAAGGAUGUGGAUGAACCCCACCACCACCACCCAUCCCACAGUCUUUUCCCACCUUGCAUGCUCCUGGGAGGUCAGGGCUUCUGCCCAGUGAAUUUCAUUUUUGAUGCCUGGUGAUCUCAGGCCUCGGGCCUUUCCCAUGCUCCUCUUAAAGAAGGGUGCCUGGUUCCCUUCAUAUCUUGGCUGGUUUAACAGACUGGAGAGGCAGACCUUGCAGUAUAAAUGCAGGUGUUUUUGAUGGGACAGGGCCCUGGAACUCAGUCCCAGGUGUAGAAGUGGUAGUCAUGGGCAUAGAAUGAGUGUGUCUGUGGGGCUGACACUUAUUCGCUCUGGGAUUACUAAUAGUGACUUUCCUUGGCUCACGGUGAGAGUAGGACGUGCAACGGUGUUGAAGACUGAUGCUUGUGUCUGCUGUGCCAACCAGGUUCCUUGCAGAACCACAUGGUUGAAAUGUUCUCCUGAGCAAACUCCUUAGCGUGUGUGAGACAGGAGGACUACUCAGUCCAUGGGCAGUCCUGCCCAGUUAGAAUCCCUGCAGGGACAGCAGAAUUCAGGCAUCAGAAGUGUCAGGUCUGUUUGUGGCAUUUCACGAUGCAGGUACAUCUGCCUUGCCCCAUCCUCACUGGGGAAUGAGAGCCCACUGCACUCCAGGACCCUCUGGAGCCAAGUUCUGCCUGGAGCCCUUGAGUCUGAGGUGCCUGGAGUCCCCCGGGCUGUGUGUUCCCAACUUGUGUUGUUUUGCUGAGGUUUCUCGUUGGUUUGUUCAUACCAGACCUUUGAUUUUGUGCAAGGACCUUGGAGUGAUGUAAAACACCCUUUUAAGUGUUUUUCCUUUGUUUGGAGGAAGAGAAACGGAGGAAGGUGUAAAGGUGGACGUGGCCGUAGAGAUAGAAAUGGACUUCAGAUGUUACCCAGCCUGAGCUUGAGGGCUGCAGGCCAUUGCUGCCUACCUGGAGCUAGAUGGGACCAGGAGAGGCCACCUGGGCUGAAGUCUAAUUAUUUCUGUUUUCUAGAACACUCCUUUGUUUUUCACUUCUGCCUCCCUGGAAACAGGCAUUCAACAUCUUAACCUGGUCUGUGUUAAAUUAUAAAUCAGAUUUGUGCUUUUUUUGUGGUCCAUGCACCCCAUUUGCGCAUAGGCCCCAGGUUCACUGGAGCUCAUGUGUGCCCUGGGUGUCCUUUAGGAGGCAGCCCAGUCAGACUGGGCUAGCAACGGAAGCAGGGAGAGUAGUUCCCCGAAGUGAGGGAAGGAGAACACAGUAGGCAGUUUAGGUGGGAUCACUCCUUUAUACACUGCUCUGGGUUCUAAUUUGACCAUUCCUCCAAUCCUCAAGGGAGAAAGUGCAUCAGAUGUGCAUGGUCCUUCUCCUCAGAGGAACGCCCUUCACUUGUCCUCUGUCAGUCAGGGCGGUUGUAAGAGUCUUUGAGGUAGUAAGAGUCUUUGCAUGUUAAUCAGAGGGCGAUAAAGUGCCCUUUGGAGAGGAAAAUAGUAUGGCCCUCCUCUUCCAUCUAGCACACUCUCCCCUUCCCCAAUCCCUUCAAUGGCAUCACCCUAGAAAUACCUAUGCAAUCCAGCCUCCCCAGGAGGCUGUGCAUGGAGGCAGGGGUAUGUGCAGUGUAUCAUACUGAUGCUAAGGCAUAUCAAUUGUAUAUACCGACAUAUACAGAACGUAUACACGCAGAGUGAGAGAGUAAAUCACGUCUAUAUAUAUAUAAAUAAUAUCCUAUAUAUUUAUAUAUUUCUAUGUUUUAAAUAGAUAUAAAAAUAGUCUAUAGAGCUGGAAAGGUGGUGGGCACACCUGGUGCUGGGUUGGGCAGAGGGGAGGGUGGAGACCGAGCUCUGGAGGGGAGGUGGGAAUGCUCAUUAAGCUGGAUUGCUGGCCACUGUGGGGCCCCUUCCUUGGGGUGUUGGAGAGGAGAGUGGCUGGGUCCCAGCUCUCCCCAUGCACUUUCUCUCCUUCCUGGCCAGCUCAGGCUGCGGUUGGAAGGAGACACCCCUGAGGUCCAGCUGCAGCAGCCCCUACCUCUCCCUUGCUGUUUGGCAGUAGGGGCUUGGACUUGGUCCAUGACCCCUAGUGGAGGGAUCUCUGCACAAACUCCCUAAUGCCCUCCCCUAUCAGGAAUGAGCAGCAUUGAUGGCAAUAGAAAAGGAGUAUCUGGGAUGACAGUUGUCUGGAACGAUGUCAUCCCCACAUCCCAGAUGCUUCUGUCUACCCGUGGAGACCAAACCUGUCAAGUACAGCCGUUCUGGCCUCCUUCACCCAUCCAACCACUGUCUCUAGAGCACCAGGAGUUGAGGAAGGCAGCGGGAGCUUUAGGUCGUACUGCCUCUCCCCAUCCAGAGGCCCCACCUGGUGGAAGAGAUAUAGCUGCACACUGACAUUUUCAAUGGCAACUCAAGUUCAGGAGCUGGGCCUUGGCCCAGCCCACUCCGCACAGCCACAGCUGCUGGCUGUACUCAGGACAAUGCUGUCCCCUCUUCCCAAACCAACAAGUAGCCCAACCCACCUCUGCUGCUGUGACGGCAGGUUUAGGUUUAGUUCACAAACACUGUUCUCAUUCUGUCACUGGAUGCCCAAGCCCACUCUCUCUGGGGAGGGUAUCUUCUUCAGCUUGUCCCAAAACAACCCCCCAAGUUGGGUGGGGAUGCCUGGGAGCCCAGGGAGUCUGGCCAGCUGGCAGCAUGGCAGAGGGCUUGGGCUGUCAGAUGGGAUUCAGAAGCCUAUCUCUCCCAGUGCCCUCUAUUCCCUUCUCUCUCCUGGAAGCAGAAAGGGUCUAACAACAGGUACCCCCCCCCCUGCUCUCCAGACCAGCCUGCCUCUGGGCUCCACAAACGCACUCAUUUCCCAUACCGAGCCUUCGCGGGUGUUCCCCUGCUCUUCCUCACCAUGCUACCAACGGACCUCAGUCUUCAGCAGACCAGUCCCAGACCACAAUAGAGACCAGGUCUGCUCUACCAGUGCCACUUCCUUGAGCCACAGCUAGCUGCGAACCAGGCUGAACACCCUCUAGUGCCUGGCCCAGUGGAGCUCAGGACCCACGGCCUGAGCCUUCCUCCCACUAAAGUGGGUCAGAGCCUGGCCUGGGGAUAGGCAUUCCCAGUAGCAAUCCCACAAUGCACUGUACCUCAGAGAGAGAGAACAUGCCACAGGGCAUCGAGGGGACCAGCCGCCGUGCAGAGGGGGCAACCACUCACAAUACUGCUCGUAAGAAGACAAUGGCCAGGAUGUCCUAGGGUGUCCCUCAGUUUACCCUUUGACCUCUCUGGAAGAACCAGUAGUCUUUAUCAGCCCUGGUCUCUCUCCUCCUCUCCACCCCCAUGCUGCUGAACCAUUUUCAUGCCAAUCACAAAGAAAAACAAUUAAGUGGGGGUGGGGGGAAUUCAUAGGAGCCUAUUACCACAUGCAUAUUAAUAUGUUAAUACUUUCUUUCUUAAGAACAACUCUCAAUGUUAUUAUUUGGCAGACUGUGCUUUAUAGUACCUGUGUGUUGGGGGCUAGAACACUGGAUACAAAUAGAGCUAUGCUGGUUUAUAAUCUGUAUGCAGAGUCUUUCCUUUUGUCACAUUAUCCUUGUAAUGUAAGGAGAUUAUUAAUAAAAGCAUUUAAAUUGA
Messenger RNA from Mesocricetus auratus (golden hamster), 10432 nucleotides. RefSeq names its product PR/SET domain 11 (gene Prdm11). Gene Ontology annotation, biological process: regulation of transcription by RNA polymerase II. Bases 371 to 3898 code for a protein of 1175 amino acids. Gene Ontology annotation, cellular component: nucleus. The record is from RefSeq and is a predicted model, not a curated record. Gene Ontology annotation, molecular function: DNA-binding transcription factor activity, RNA polymerase II-specific; RNA polymerase II cis-regulatory region sequence-specific DNA binding; protein binding. The transcript is spliced from 8 exons. NCBI's taxonomy places the organism in Eukaryota, Metazoa, Chordata, Mammalia, Rodentia, Cricetidae.